UCGUCUUCCCUGCUUCGGUUAUUGAUUUAAAUUAUUCUUACAAUUAAAUUAUCCAAAAAAAAAAAGAAAAACCUGAUAUAAAUUCGUUGAAAUUACAGACUGACCCCUUCCAAUUACAUAAAUUAAAAACAGAACCUCAAAUAAACCCCAAAAGGGGUCAUUAGCGAACGAAUUCUUCUGAUCCCAAAAGCUCGCUCUUUUUUCUAGGUGGGGAGAGUAGCCAAGAUCAGUCCAAUACCCGUCCCCCUCUCGUCUUUCCCUUCAAUCGAUAAAACGCUUUCUUUCAUCUUUGCUUUUCUCUCAUCAAAGAUUUGAGGGGAGAUUUUGAUGGCGUCAAAAUUGCAGCAGUUGCAAUCUAAGGCAUGUCAAGCAUCGAAGUUUGUGGCCACGCACGGAACUGCUUACUACAAGCAGUUGUUGGAGCAGAACAAGCAAUACAUUCAGGAACCACCGACAGUGCAGAAAUGCAACGAGUUGUCUAAGCAACUGUUUUACACUCGCCUUACUAGUAUCCCUGGUCGAUCUGAGUCAUUCUGGAAGGAGCUUGAUUAUGUCAAGAAUCUGUGGAAGAACCGGCAAGAACUGAAAGUUGAAGAUGCUGGUAUUGCUGCUUUGUUUGGACUGGAGUGCUUUGCAUGGUUUUGCGCUGGUGAGAUAGUAGGAAGGGGUUUUACUUUCACUGGUUACUAUGUCUAAGGGUGACCAGCCAGUGGAAGGUCUUUCAGGGAGUUGGAUGUGUAUGCUUUUAUCAUCAUUUGCAUGAUUGAAUUGCGGCCACACUUUAGAUGCACAUUUUUGUUGUUUCAUGAAAAUUUUGAAGCUGAGAAAUCAGUGGUUACAUUGAUAGCCUGAAUAAUUUUAAUAGUUGAAAUGGCAUUAGGUUGAUAAACCUUGCUGUUGUCUCGUGAUAUUCACAAAAUUUAUUUCAACCAAGAUUGAUGAUAA
Durio zibethinus is the source of this 945-nucleotide messenger RNA. RefSeq lists its product as uncharacterized. NCBI's taxonomy places the organism in Eukaryota, Viridiplantae, Streptophyta, Magnoliopsida, Malvales, Malvaceae. The record is from RefSeq and is a predicted model, not a curated record. Gene Ontology annotation, molecular function: proton transmembrane transporter activity. Gene Ontology annotation, biological process: proton motive force-driven ATP synthesis.